Molecule: messenger RNA, 830 nt
Organism: Ostrinia furnacalis (Asian corn borer)
Lineage: Eukaryota; Metazoa; Arthropoda; Insecta; Lepidoptera; Crambidae
Gene: Cpr50Cb
Product: Cuticular protein 50Cb
Exons: 6
Coding region: 99-800 (233 amino acids)
Cellular component (GO): extracellular matrix
Source: RefSeq, a predicted model, not a curated record
UGACCUACAAGUAAAGUGAACGUCGGUGUGUGUGUGAAGUGCAGUGCAUUGAAAACAAAAGUACGUAGGACCAGCGGUACAAAAUUAGGAUAAUCAACAUGACUUCAAGCAGAAAGAUGUGGCUCUCAUCACUGGUCGCGUGCACGCUGGUUGCCAUGGCAACGGCAGCAGGAGAGGAGUACCUACCCCCCAACAAAGGGUACAACUAUCCCACUCCCGUCAUACCCUUCCCGACUGACGUGAACGGGAAUAAGCAACCCACCCCAGGGCCGUUCAGGCCGGCCACGCCGACCCAAGGCACGUACAGGCCUCAGCAGCCGCCGCAGAGACCGCAGCAGCCGCCGCAGAGGCCGCAGCAGCCGCCGCAGAGACCGCAGCAGCCUCCGCAGAGACCCCAGCAGCCACAGAGGCCUAACACCUAUGUACCGCCACCACCGACUCCCACUGGACCUUCCCAUGACCACGACCACAGCCACGACCACCACGACGAGCACCACCACCACGAGCCCGGCAUGCCCUUCGACUUCGCCUACACUGUCAACGAGGAUGGAAACGACUACAGCCAUAACGCCAUCUCCGACGGUGACGUCACGAGGGGAGAAUACCGCGUGGCCCUGCCCGAUGGCCGCACGCAAGUCGUCAAAUAUACUGCUGAUUGGAAGAACGGAUUCAAUGCUGAGGUGAGCUACGAAGGUGAGGCCAGAUACCCUGACCAGCAGCCGGGCUACGGCAGCGGACCUUCAGCCAGUCCUGGCCAGGCUUACGUUCCCCCCAGCCAAGGUGGCGGAUACCAGUAUUAAGAGAGAACUUGAAGGCGUAACUGGAGAACC